ACCGUGGCGGCCCCGGUGGAGCCCGCGCAGCUGGCGGGGCCCGAGCUGCAGCGGCUGGUGCAGCGGCUGGUGCAGGUGAUGCGGCGCCGGCGCUGCGUGGGCCUGAGCGCUCCGCAGCUCGGGGUGCCGCUGCAGGUGUUGGCCCUAGAGUUCCCCGAGGCGCUCUUCCGCGCCUGCGCGCCGCGCCUGCGCGAGGCCCGCCAGAUGGAGCCCUUCCCCCUGCGCGUGUUCGUGAACCCCAGCCUGCGGGUGCUGGACAGCCGCCUGGUCACCUUCCCUGAGGGCUGCGAGAGCGUCGCCGGCUUCCUAGCCUGUGUGCCCCGCUUCCAGGCCGUGCAGAUCUCAGGUCUGGACCCCAGAGGGGAGCAGGUGGUGUGGCAGGCGGGCGGGUGGGCAGCCCGUAUCAUCCAGCACGAGAUGGACCACUUGCAAGGCUGCCUGUUCAUCGACAAAAUGGACAGCAAGACAUUUACAAACAUCCACUGGAUGGAGGUGAAUGAUUAGUUUUCCUGCUGCAUCAGGAUUCUGGAAACCAAAACACAGACACCUGGGCUGUGAGCUGGGAAUGGCUUGCUUGACAUCAACUUGACAUUGGCCUGGCUCUGACAGAACACCAUGGAUUGCCAAACCAAGCUGGAGAAAUAUGUUAAAAAUGUUUGCCCUGAAAUCAGCCAUGGACAAAAUAUUGCCUUCAGCUUGAGAAGAAAAUGAACUCCCCCCAAAGAAUGGACGUUUCCUGAUGAUUUCGUAUGGUAAUAAAGGGGGCAAAUGAAUCACCA
Molecule: messenger RNA, 779 nt
Organism: Suricata suricatta (meerkat)
Lineage: Eukaryota; Metazoa; Chordata; Mammalia; Carnivora; Herpestidae
Gene: PDF
Product: peptide deformylase, mitochondrial
Exons: 2
Biological process (GO): N-terminal protein amino acid modification; peptidyl-methionine modification
Cellular component (GO): mitochondrion
Molecular function (GO): peptide deformylase activity
Source: RefSeq, a predicted model, not a curated record